GAUUUGGGACUUGAAUGCAAUAUUUCAGAAAUUGAAAAAUGUGUUUGCGUUUGGAACAGUAGAAUCGCAUACUGUUCAAAACCUUAUCAGAAACGCAAAAUGGGAUGUGAUUUGCUGUACUGCUUACUGCAUUUUGGGAUUUGCAGUACAGUUGGAGAUGGUCUAAUAAUUGUGUGAUUGUUUGUCAUAAUUUUUAGAAAUUGCACCAGACUUCAUUUCUUCUGCCGCAGUUGCUACUGCUGCUGGAUGCAAUGUGGUCAAAUUUAUGGCUUCUGAUGUUGAUUUGGUGUGUUCCUUGUGUUUAUGCUCUUGUCUGUGAAUAAUGAGCUACAUCUGUACUUCAUUUUGCAGAUGUAGUUAGUUCUUCAAGUCACUUGGCUGCUGAAUUUCGAAAUUCUUCUUUUUGCUAAAGAGCUGAAGCUUUCUGCAAACAACCUGACUGAUUAGUGCAUCUUUUGUUGUUACUCCUAAGCAAUUUUUUUUUACUAAGACACGAAACCAAUACAACUUUGUAAAGAUUGCUUCUGGGAGUACACACACAAACAUGUUACGUACAAAAUCGAGUUGCUGUAUAUUUAAUUACCACCGAAGUUUUUGUUGUUCAGUUUGAGGAGAUAUCAUCAGAGUUUUUGUUGGUUGCAAGUUGAGUGUAACUACUAUUUGUAGCUCUUGUUUUUGGUAGCUAGGCUAGAGUAUCGUCAUUUCAUGAUGUUUGUUGGAUUCUAAAAAUUGUAGAUGAUUAGAGGGGCAUGUAAAUAUAUAUCUCUCUUUGACGUGCACCUUUGCACCAAGAUCUAGUCACGUUUGUUGCUGCACAUCAUGAUUGAAUUGCUUUCUUGAUUUUUAGUGAAAAUGUUCUUUUGGCAUUUACUUUUUCUAACCGAAACAAUGCAAAAUAAACUUUGGAUGCUUUGAUUUUAGUUGAAUGGACUCACUAUUUACAAAAUUUUUGUGGCUUUGGACUGACGUAAGUUGGAUCCGAUAUCCUUUGUUUAAUUGUGUAUAUCCAGUCCCACAUAAAAUACCUAGUUUCUUUUCUGUUACUCCUCAAAGUUUUUUGUUGGUAUACCGUAUACAAUCUACUGUAUUAUUGAAGGGACAAACUUGUGAGAUCUAGGUGCAGGCUUAUAGUAAUAUUUGGAAAAGGCAUUUGCUGCAUUCUUCCAUUGGAAUUGAUGCGGCCUCUACUUUAUCACAAUGGCAGAUCUAGAGGCCCCCCUACGUCCCAAGAGAAAGAAGAUUUGGGUGGACUACUUUGUCCAGUUCCGAUGGAUAAUUGUUAUCUUUGUUGUCCUUCCAAUUUCAUUCACGCUAUACUUCCUCACAUAUCUUGGGGAUGUGUGGUCCGAGUCUAAAUCAUUCAAGAAGCGUCAAAAGGAACAUGACGAAAAUGUCGAGAAAGUUGUGAAGCGACUCAAGGAGAGGAACCCAAAGAAGGAUGGUUUAGUCUGCACAGCCCGUAAGCCAUGGAUUGCUGUUGGAAUGCGCAAUGUUGACUACAAGCGUGCUCGCCAUUUUGAGGUUGACCUUUCUGCCUUCAGAAAUGUUCUGGAGAUUGACCAGGAGAGAAUGGUAGCUAGAGUUGAACCUUUGGUCAAUAUGGGUCAGAUUUCCAGGGUCACUGUCCCGAUGAAUCUGUCUCUUGCAGUUGUUGCAGAGCUUGAUGAUCUUACUGUUGGAGGUCUGAUCAAUGGCUACGGUAUUGAAGGAAGCUCCCAUAUUUAUGGCCUGUUCUCCGAUACUGUUGUGGCUUAUGAAAUUGUUUUGGCAGAUGGUCGGUUGGUUAGAGCCACAAAAGACAAUGAAUACUCCGACCUUUUCUAUGCUAUCCCAUGGUCUCAGGGUACACUUGGACUCCUUGUUGCAGCUGAGAUUAAGCUCAUCCCUAUCAAAGAAUAUAUGAAGGUAACAUACAAGCCUUUAGUGGGUAAUCUUAAGGAGCUCGCCCAAGGUUAUAUUGAUUCAUUCGCACCAAGGGACGGGGAUCAGGACAAUCCUGACAAGGUACCAGACUUUGUUGAGACGAUGAUCUACUCUCCAACUGAAGCUGUCUUCAUGACAGGUUGGUAUGCUUCAAAGGAAGAAGCCAAAAAGAAGGGGAACAAGAUCAACAGUGUUGGCUGGUGGUUCAAACCCUGGUUCUACCAGCAUGCUCAGUCUGCAUUGAAGAAAGGGGAAUUUGUCGAGUAUAUCCCAACGAGAGAAUACUACCACAGGCAUACUAGGUGCUUGUACUGGGAGGGGAAACUCAUUCUUCCCUUUGCUGACCAGUGGUGGUUCAGGUUUCUCUUUGGUUGGUUGAUGCCCCCUAAGGUUUCUCUCCUCAAGGCAACUCAAGGCGACGCUAUUAGAAACUAUUACCAUGAGAUGCACGUCAUUCAGGAUAUGCUCGUCCCGCUGUACAAGGUGGGAGAUGCUCUGGAAUGGGUCCACAGAGAGAUGGAGGUAUAUCCCAUCUGGCUCUGCCCACACAGGCUGUACAAACUCCCAGUGAAAACCAUGGUGUAUCCUGAGCCAGGAUUCGAGCUGCAGCGCAGACAGGGUGAUACCCACUAUGCUCAAAUGUACACUGAUGUAGGAGUCUAUUACGCCCCCGGACCAGUCUUGAGAGGUGAGGAAUUCGACGGAUCUGAGGCAGUCCGUAGGAUGGAGAGCUGGUUGAUUGAGAACCACGGAUACCAGCCGCAGUAUGCUGUGUCCGAGCUCAGUGAGAAGAACUUCUGGAGAAUGUUUGAUGCUGGCCUCUACGAGCACGCCAGGAGGAAGUACGGAGCUGUGGGUACCUUCAUGAGCUUGUACUAUAAAUCGAAGAAAGGCAGGAAGACAGAGAAGGAGGUUCAGGAAGCUGAGCAGGCAAUCUGCGAAGCGCCUGAUACUGAGGCCGACUAGAAUGGCAGAUGCUGAGGCUGACUAGAACGGUGAAUGCCGGUUGUUGUUGUUUACAAACUUUUUCUCAGUUCUGUAUUUUCUUUACUUUUUUGCUUAUUUAUGCAUUUAUUGAAACAUGUAGUUUGCUCAAUUUGACUCUGUAGACUUUGAUUUGGAGGAAGUGAUGUUGAGUCUC
This is a messenger RNA of Salvia miltiorrhiza (redroot sage), 3064 nucleotides long. Its product is annotated as delta(24)-sterol reductase-like. The transcript is spliced from 3 exons. Gene Ontology annotation, biological process: steroid metabolic process. Gene Ontology annotation, cellular component: cytoplasm; membrane. Gene Ontology annotation, molecular function: oxidoreductase activity, acting on the CH-CH group of donors, NAD or NADP as acceptor; FAD binding. Bases 1198 to 2889 code for a protein of 563 amino acids. Lineage: Eukaryota; Viridiplantae; Streptophyta; Magnoliopsida; Lamiales; Lamiaceae. The record is from RefSeq and is a predicted model, not a curated record.